Spinacia oleracea (spinach) is the source of this 1194-nucleotide messenger RNA. Its product is annotated as pre-mRNA cleavage factor Im 25 kDa subunit 2. Lineage: Eukaryota; Viridiplantae; Streptophyta; Magnoliopsida; Caryophyllales; Amaranthaceae. The transcript has 7 exons. Gene Ontology annotation, molecular function: mRNA binding. Gene Ontology annotation, biological process: mRNA 3'-end processing. The record is from RefSeq and is a predicted model, not a curated record. The coding region runs from base 91 to 699 and encodes 202 amino acids. Gene Ontology annotation, cellular component: mRNA cleavage factor complex.
ACAUUUCAAGCAGCUUCGGACUUUCGGAGGAUUUCAGAGACAGGGUGCACUUCCUUCCCGCGUCACCGCCAGUAGCAAAGAGAGAGAAAAAUGGUGGCGUCUCCGUCGUCGGUGGUGUCAGUAUACCCAUUAUCAAGCUACACCUUCGGCACUAAAGAACCUAAGCUUGAAAAAGACACUUCUGUUGCCGAUCGUCUAGCUCGUAUGAAAGUCAAUUACUUCAAAGAAGGCAUGAGGACCAGCGUGGAAGGCAUUUUACUGGUCCAAGAGCAUAAUCAUCCACAUAUUCUUCUGCUACAAAUUGGAAACACUUUCUGCAAACUUCCUGGUGGUCGUUUGAAGCCUGGUGAAAAUGAAAUCGAUGGAUUGAAGAGAAAGCUUACCAGCAAACUUGGGGCUAACUCCAGUGCUCAUCAGCCUAAUUGGCAGAUUGGUGAGUGUGUUGCUAAUUGGUGGAGGCCAAAUUUCGAAACAGUGAUGUAUCCCUACUGCCCCCCUCACAUUACAAAACCCAAGGAAUGUAAAAAGCUUUUCAUGGUCCACUUGCCAGAGCGAGAAUACUUCGCUGUACCGAAGAAUCUGAAAUUGUUGGCUGUGCCACUCUUUGAGCUUUAUGACAAUGUCCAGAGAUAUGGACCGGUGAUCUCCACAAUCCCUCAGCAAUUGUCAAGAUUCCAAUUCAACAUGAUCUCUCCAUGAUGUUGUAAUCUAACUAAGGCUUUGCUUAAGGUUAUGUGGUGCACUGAUCAGUUUGGACGGUAGUAGUGCCAUAAGCAGCAAGGCAGUGCCGUAGCAGCAGAUCCUCGCUUUAUGGAAGCCCAGCUUCGCUGGUUUACUGAAAUAAGUUUAUUAUUGACUUGGGCGUUAGGAGAUUCAAGGUUACAUUGUUUUCGAAGUGUUUGUACUGAUAUGUGAAUUCACUUAAUUUCUUGUACAAUGUUUGUUUUAGCUUUUAGAUUUUUGUUGGCCCUGUUAAAAACUUCCUGCAGAGUGUUACAUUGUUUAUUUUAUGGUUAGAGAAUUUAGAGAAGCUUAAGUUAAAGAUUAGGUUUAGCCAACAGUGGCUUUUGUACUUGUCAGUGAAUAGGAAGGUAGAUUGUGAUUCUUCCUGCAGUCCAAUGGAGUUCAAACUGGCUAAUAUUAAUGCCCUUUGUUUUUCCUUUUUAUAAGAUACUUGUAAUUGCUUUGUGCUGA